Molecule: messenger RNA, 792 nt
Organism: Rotaria sp. Silwood1
Lineage: Eukaryota; Metazoa; Rotifera; Eurotatoria; Philodinida; Philodinidae
Source: the annotation of a GenBank genome assembly
AUGCCAAAUAAUGUUGAAUCAACAUCUUCACAUUCUCAAUCAAUAUCAUUUCGUUUAAAUCCUAUUACUUCAACAAUAUCAUCAUUACCAGAAAAUAAUAAUAAUAAUAAAACUUUCAAAUCGGAAAUUUAUUUUAAUCCAACACUUAAAGAAAAAAUUAUUCAAUUAGAACCAAAAUUACAUGCUGAUUUAUCUUAUUGUCAUUUAAUCGAUGCAGAUAUAUCUAUUGUCGUUAAUGAAAUAAUUAUUGAUAAAAAAUGUACAGAACUUUGGUUACAUGGAAAUGAAAUAACAUCACAUGGUGCAUCAAUAUUAGCAUCAGGUUUAAUAAAUAAUUCAAAAUUAAAAAGUCUUGAUUUUUCAUUUAAUCCAAUCUCUGAUUUGGGUGUACAUUCAUUAAGUCAAGCAUUAUUACCACAUCAAAAUUCAUCUCUUAAAAUUCUUUAUCUUAGUAAAAAUAAUAUAUCAAAUAAUGGAGUUAUAUAUUUAUCUGAAAUGCUUAAAAUAAAUCGUACAUUAAACGAAUUAUGGUUAUCAAAUAAUGAUAUUGGUGAUGAAGGUGUUAAAUUAUUAGCUAAUGUAUUAGCUUAUUAUAAUAAAACAUUGAAAAUUUUAUCUCUUUCAAUGAACAGGUUAAUAACAGAUUCAUCGAUUGAUUAUCUUAUUGAAAUGUUUGAAAAUAAUCGAACAUUAAAACAACUUUGGAUCAACGAUUGUAAUCUUAGUGAACAUGGAAAAAUGAAACUUAGUGAAAAAGCUCAUCAAAAGAGAAAAUUUAAAAUUGAAUUGUAA